AGCAGCUGUAGUCCAUUCCACCUGAAUCCGCGCCGUUCUUUGCGCAUGUCUGUUCUCUCCACCUUUAAAAUCCCAGCACAGAAGGAAAGAGGAGAAAGGGAGGCGACCGCACAAAUACAAUGAUCUCAGAAACUGACAACGACAAUCCGAAGGCCGACAAUCUCCGAUCCGAAGCCAACUAUUGCCAACACUCCCCCGUCUCCUCUCCUCCCGAGUCUGGCCAGCUGAGCAGUAGGCGGGACACCCAGACAAGCAGCGGCAGCAUCAUCCCGGAGGAGAGCGGCAGCAUCCAGCCCCUCGUCUCCUCAGCCGCGGCCGCCGCCUGCAUCAUGACAUCGGGGGACUUCAUCCAGACUGCCCCCCUACUCGCGCACAAAUCCAAGAGGAGCCUGCUGUAUAAGGUGCUCUGCUUCCUCCUCCUCAUUUUCCAGGGCGGCAUUCUAGACUUCUACCUCAUCAUCUUCACCGACCUGUACUGGUGCUCAUGGAUAGCCACCGACCUGGUGGUGAUCUCAGGCUGGGGCAUUUUCUUUAUGAAGAACGCGCGGAGCAAGAGGGAGCGGGCCUGCGGCUUCCACCAGAAGAGCUCCAUCUUUGGCUGCAACCUCGGGGAGUUCACCUACGCCUAUCUGGCCUGGCUCAUAUAUGUCAUCGCCUGCACUCCGAAGGUGGUGCUCAUCCUGGAGACCUCUAUCCUGGACCUGAUCGCGCUCAAGGUGCCGUGCGGAGUGACCGGCUUUAAGAUUAUCAUGAUGCUGUCCGCGCCGCUCCUCUUCUGCCUCAUCAACUCCAUCAUCGAGGAUUUAAACGGGGCGACGCGGCACCACUCCCAGAGCUGCUUCAUGAGCACUUGCCUGGACCUGGUGGACAGCUUCACGCUGGUGGAGAUGCUGCUGAGGAACGAGAUCCCCACCGUCUAUCUCAAGUACACCGUUAUCUCGGUGUAUUUUGUGACCCUGGCGGUGCCGGUUAUCUGGCUUUACGAGCUGACGGCGUCGGAGCUGCGCUACCAUUGGCUAUGGGCCCGCUUCUCCACUGGCCUGGUGGUCAACGCACCACUGCUGGUGGUCAGGUGUUUCCAGGUGUAUGUCUACAAAAUGCCGGUGUCGGUGUUCAUGUUCAAAAACAUUUUCUUUGUGGUGUGUAAGUUCCUGGAGCUGGUGGACCAGUGUGUGGCAGUGCAGGAGGUCCGGAGGUUGGGCAGCGUCAACAACCCGGCCCAGUUUUCGCACUGCGUGUCCGAGAACGACAUGUGCCCGCACGGAUACGUCAACACCCUGGCCGUCACACAGUCCUAGUGCUCAGGAUGAGGGGUCCGCCAUGGCUGUCUGCCUAGAGGUGAUGGAAAGUGUAGAAGCGCUGCGUUCGAGACAGCUGGAAAUUGGAAAACCUCUCUUAGGUCCCAAUUACAACCCAUGAAAAUCAGGCCAACCAAUGUGCAUGUACCACAGCGCAGGAAAAGUCAUGCAUUGUACUUUUUUAAAAAAAAAAAAAAAAAAAACAGAAUUAGCUAUAAUCACAAUUAAUAUUAAACUCAAAAACUGAACUCAAAUAGUCUAAAUUUAAAAGGAUCCCCCACAGCCAAAUUUCCUCUAGUGGUGAAUCAAGAUUAGUGCUUCCACCUCAGUACAAUGGGUUUUGAUUUGCUAAUUGGAGGCCUCAAGACAGCUGCUUAGUAUUGGUUCAAUUAAGGGCUGGCUCUGAUUCAUCACCAGUGCAAACUCCUUCAACCAUCAAGUUCAUAUGUUUAAGUUGCAAAGAUGUCCCUUACAAAAACUUUCAAUAGGAACAAACGGUUUACUCAGUCAAAAAGAUCAAAAAGCAUCUGCUUUUUUUUAUAAAAUAGCCUCUAAGCUGUGUUUAAAUGUUGCGUGCAAAUUUGCAUAUAUGUAUUUCUAUGACAUUAUCCUGCACUAAUCAGCUGUAUGACUGGGAACAGAUCGUUAGCUAUUUUAAAUAUUGCCAAGUACCAGCUGCAGGGCCCGAUUAACCUGACAGCUACUGGGCCAUAACAUAAAAUAUAUCUGUGGGUCCCCUGUUGAGAAAGUCGUUGAGGCCCUGUAUUAAAUUUUGACACAUCUAUAAUAAGGGGCCCCAUAACUGGAGCUCUGCUCUAUAAUCCAGCUGUGAAUAGUUGUGUUUACUUAAUAACCACACGAGGAUUUAUGGUGAAUAUCACAUCACAUGAUGCUAAUAAGUCUAUAGCUUCAUUACUAUAGGUAAAGCAGUUUGAGUCUGUGCAGGUGGUAAUAGCUUAUGUUGCUAUGUUGGCAUGAAGUCAGAUAACUGUACUCCUGAAUCCUUGGAGCCAACUAAUCUUUGGAGCUCUCUAUUUGGAAUUUUUUCCUUUUAGAACUGAUGACAUUUUACAAAACAGGAGAAUGGAUUUUACAAUUUUUGGAUAUGUAUGGAACGCAUCAUCUGUACCAGCCUUACAACCCUUCCCUUUCCAGGCCAGUCUCCAGGUGCUACAGUCAAACACAAACCUGCAACAGCUUACAACAGUUGGAGACCAAACACUGGACCUUGUUGUGUUGUGUGUGUGUUCAGUUUGUGAGUUUUCGUCGCUGCACUUAAACGAAAAACAAGAGACUGCAGCUGGAUUGUGUGUGGACUGGUAUGCAAAGUGCAAUUUGAAGAAUGAUUUGACUCACGAAGACUCUGCUCCAUCUGUACACUAGUAUUUUCUAUUGAUGACAGUGUUGUCUGCUGGUCCGUGUUGGUUCUAAAUGCUGUGUCCGGUACUGAGUGUAGGAUAGACACGUGUGUGUAAGUUAAUGCCAUGAACAAACAUCCAACAGUGCCAUGACAAACAGGUUUUCUACAGCCCUUUUCAAAUGGAGUCCUGAUCAACAAGACUUUCUGUUGGUACCCCUGGCUAUGCUACUGUUUAACAAUUUCUCUCACGUCUUGGAUCAUAUAUCUUGAAAGAUUACUGUUAUGUGUUUACUGUGACAUUAUCACUAUGACAUACUUCUCAGGCUCAUCUAAGGGCCCAACUCUCAGUUUAUCCAAAAACAGCCUUAUAUUCAUUAACAGAACAGUACAUAAACAGUAUCUCUUCGUCACUAAAAGGUCAAACCAUGUAAAAAAUUAGCAGACUCUGUUGUCAGUUUCAACACACUUAUGAGUCAAAUAUGGGAUGUUAGAUAAUUGGGUUACAAUCUUAGUACCUUAUAUUAAAAAAAAUAAAAAGUUAAAAAGAAGGAAAAAAUGAGUGAUGAUAAAAACCCAGCAUGUAAUCAUAUACUAAGUAAUUAUGACAGUCUGUUACAUAGCCAAGUCAAUUAUAAUAUCCGAGUCACAGUUUUAACCUGUAAGUCAUAACUUUUGAAGGCAUCAGAUCAUCAGUGCUCAUUUGGGUUGUUUUUGAGGGCGAUGAGUUGAAGGACUUGGGGACAACUUCUUGGUGCAGUGACAACAUACUCUUGGAAGCAUCGUCUUAAAGGCUCUAUCCUUAUGACAGUGCUGCUAGGUUUGAACUCUGACUCAGUUUACACCUGCUUCCAACUGCUAAGCUAGGCUGAACAGGUCUCAGACCUGUCUGUGGUUGAUAGACAUAUAGACAUGACACCAACAUUUACCUUUGAGUAAGACAAGGCAGUUCGAUUAAAAGGGUUCAUUAAAUUUAACCAUGAAAUUUAAACAAAUUAAAACACACAUGCUGUAUCUACUAGCAUGUGUGUUGAAAAAAGGCUUUUUUAGAGUGUAUCUAAAAGUUUAGAUAUCAUUGAGUUGAAAUGAGACACAAACUGUGUCCAUGUGCUGCGUCAAACAAUGCACAACAACAAACAAACUCCCUUUCAGUGAGUUGGUGCAUUAUUUACAGCAGGACAUUGAUUAGACUGACACCAUAGCUGGUUAACAGUAUAUAUACAUUGUUAUAUCUCCAUGAUGAGCUCUUCCAUAUGUUUGAAGCAAUGUACUGAACAAGCAUGACUGAUCAAAGUAUAUUAGAUAACUAUAUUUCAGUGAAAAUGAGUGAAGACAUUGUGCAAUAUAAGUCAGAAGUGUCUGAACUGAUUUUAGUGCCUAUUAAUUUGGAGCUGAAUGAAUGCAAAGUUCAUGAGGUAAAUAUGUCUUGGGUGACAUUAAGCAAACGAUUCAGCGAUGGUGCCCUUGAAGAAUAGUGUUGGGGGGAACUUGUUUUGCACAAGGUUUGGAGGGUGGGAGGUGGGAAGAGGGAGCAACCAGGUCAGGGUUAGGGUAACCAUUUUUGCUAGCUCGAAGGAUGUUGUCAGAAAGCUCUUGUGCUUAAGUUUGACCCAAACCAGAACCAACCCUAACCCUGUUAGUUUUGUUACAUAAACCUAACCAAACCAUUACUGAAAACUGAAAAACGGGGCACAAAACCCGUUCUCCUGGGUCCUCUGUAUGACCCAACCCAAAUCCACAGCAACCUACAGAUUUUAUACUACAUGACUGGACUUCAUAGGUUGCGUGACCUGACUUUGAAAAGGCUUUAACCUCCAAAAGCUAAAUUCCUGAGGGUUAAGUUCUCCUAGUACGGUGCACAGUGUAGGAGGACUGCGUAGUUCCUGUUAAAAGGGAGUUUUUCCUUGCCACUGUCUGCUUGCUCGGGGGUUCAGGCUCGGGGUCUCUGUAAAGCAUCUAGAGACAGUUUUGAUUGUAAAAGGUGCUAUAUAAAUAAAACUGAAUUGAAUUGAAUUGAAUGACUGAUGAGGAGGAAAAUCCACCAUACCAGAAUUUUGUUAAGUUAUAUCCCCUUUACUACAAGUCACAAAUACCUCACAUUAUUUCUGACAUUUUCAAAGUGCACAGUAAUACUUUACAUAUUGGCCUGUCUUCCAGGCAGGAAGUAGUGUCUCAUCUUUUCAAAUCAGCAUUAAAAUUUAUCUUGCGGACUUGCAACCUGCCAAACCAUCACUUUGGAAAUCCUUUCUCAUAUUUGUCAAAGUUAUGCUUAUAUUGUAGUACAUCUUGUAAGUAUAAAUGAUUUGUGAUGAUUUCAAUGAUUUGUGCACUGUUCACCCUGGAAGUCCUCUUCUGUUACAAAGCAGCUCCAUAAAAGAGCCA
Messenger RNA from Scatophagus argus, 5037 nucleotides. It is a transcript of the gene tmem121b, whose product is annotated as transmembrane protein 121B. Lineage: Eukaryota; Metazoa; Chordata; Actinopteri; Scatophagidae. The transcript has a single exon. Bases 120 to 1298 code for a protein of 392 amino acids. The record is from RefSeq and is a predicted model, not a curated record.